AUGAGGAAGAAGAAUGUCCUGGCCCCCAUGGUGGUCACCAUCUCUGUUUACAAGGGUCACCUGAGUGAGGGCUUUGGGAAUCAGGAGCCUCUGGCCGGUGUGGAAGUGGAGCGGUGGUACAUGGCACCUGGUGUCCGACGGAUUCCAGUCACAGAGGAUGGACUCACUGGCACCCUCUUCCUACCUUCAGGACCUGGACCUUUUCCUGGUCUCCUGGACCUGUGGGGCGGUGGGAUACAGCUGGUGGAGUACCGGGCAGCUUUACUGGCCUCACAUGGGAUUGCCACCAUGGCUCUGGAUUACCUCACAUGUAAAUACACCAUGGAAACAGGGGAGACUGUGAAGCAGGACUACCUUGAGACGGCCUUUAAAUUCCUCCAGAAGCACCCCAAGGUCCUGAGCAGCAGAAUGGCCAUGCUGGGCCUCUCCCUGGGCACCAGCAUCACCCUGAGGAUGGCUGUGUGUUCUGAAGUUACCAAGUUCAGGUGUGUAGUGUGCAUCAGUGGAAGUCACGUUCAACCCAUGGAUGGAUUUCUGAAGGAAACGGUGGAUUAUUUCCUUAAGAACUCUGGGAAAACUCGCUUUACUAAAGAUGAUGAAGCGAUCUGGAGAGAUCUGCUGCUGCCCAUCCCCUCUGACCCCUCCCUCAAAGUGGAUGUGAGUAACUAA
Cyprinodon variegatus (sheepshead minnow) is the source of this 669-nucleotide messenger RNA. Its product is annotated as acyl-coenzyme A thioesterase 4-like. The transcript has 5 exons. The record is from RefSeq and is a predicted model, not a curated record. Gene Ontology annotation, biological process: fatty acid metabolic process; acyl-CoA metabolic process. NCBI's taxonomy places the organism in Eukaryota, Metazoa, Chordata, Actinopteri, Cyprinodontiformes, Cyprinodontidae. The coding region runs from base 1 to 669 and encodes 222 amino acids. Gene Ontology annotation, molecular function: fatty acyl-CoA hydrolase activity.